Emys orbicularis (European pond turtle) is the source of this 4593-nucleotide messenger RNA. Its product is annotated as protein KRBA1-like. The coding region runs from base 1 to 4593 and encodes 1530 amino acids. NCBI's taxonomy places the organism in Eukaryota, Metazoa, Chordata, Testudines, Emydidae. The transcript has 22 exons. The record is from RefSeq and is a predicted model, not a curated record.
AUGUUCAGGAGAGAAGGAACCGAGCCAUUCGGCUGCAGGACUUGGACUGAAAUUGAGUUUGUUUCUGUAGUUAAAACAGAAGUCACGACAGAGAGUUCCCCUAUCCAGGGACUGACGGACCUCGCUGUAAAGAGGCCCAGUUAUCCAAGCACCACAACCAGCAGCUCGUCUACCAGCAGCGCACAAGGGGAUGUGGAAGACAGGAGGCUGGAGCUGGGGCUUUGGAGAUGUUCUCAUGAAGCGGGGACGGCAGAGAAUAGCCCCCUCCAAGGCCUGCUAAACUGUCUGAAGGAAAUAAUUGUUCAUAAGCCCCGUCAGCCCCACCCAUCGCCCUGCAAAUCGGCCCAGGGCAGCACGCGCGGAGACCCAGGGCAGAGGAGGCUGGAGAGCGAGGAUGGGAGCUCGUCUGUAGAAGUGAAAACAGAAGUAACCGCGGAGGAUCCACAGGACCCCAGCUUGGAGAGCGGUCCAUCAGCCAGGCCUGUGAGCAAAGCCAGCCCUCCUGCCAGGCCGUCCAGCUGCUCCCCCCCUAGCAAGGCGGAAGGAGAGGCCAGGGGUAGGAGCCUAUUUGGCGAAGGAGCCGUUAAAAGGGAAGGAGCUGCGGAGAGCUCCCCCGCCCAGGGCCUGCUGAGCUGCUGGAGAGACGUGAGCAGCCCCUGUCGUCCCGCCCGGCCAGCCUGCAGCUCCCCCACCAGCAGCGCCCACCAGGGGGCGGAGCAGAGGGGGCUGGAGCCGGGGCCCUGGCGUGGUCCUUGGGAAGAGGCGGCGCUGGAGGACUCCCCGCUGCGCGGCCUGGAGAACUGCCUGAAGGACAUCGCUGUGACCAGCCCCCGUUGCUCCCGCCUGCCCGCCAGCCACGGCGCGCAGAGAGCCCUGGGGGAGAGGCCAGGGCGAGGAGCUGGGAGCCUGGCCGCCGAAGAAGCAGCGACAGAGGAUUCCCCCCUGCGUGGCCUGCUGAGCUGUGUGACGGACAUGGCUGUACCCUCCCCCCAGCAUCCCAGCCCGCCGACCUGCAGCGCCUCGACCAGCGGCGCCGAGCGGGAGCCGGAGCCGAGGGGAGUGGAGGCCGGGCUCUGGAACUCGUCCCCUGAAGAGGUGACUACAGGGACCAGCCCCCUCCACGACCUGGCGAACUGCCUGCAGGAAACACUUGUCAGUACAUCCUGGGCUUCCCGAGUGCUGGCCUGCAACGCAGGAGCAGAUGUGUCACCGAGGAGACCUGCGACGGGCGUGGUGCGGAGCUCGUGUGGAGACGGUGAGCCCAAGAACACACGCGCUGUCACACCGUGGGUCUUGUCGACGGCUGCCCGGCUUGCUGGAGGGUCCCAGCUGCCCACAGACAUCAGCACGGAGACCUCGCCACUCCGAGGUCUGGAGAACUGCCUGAGGGACAUCCCGGUAAAUAAACCCCGCUACCCGCACAUGCCAGCCAGCAUCGCCUUGACCAGCCCCAUGCAGAGAGACAUGGGACAGAGGAGGCCAGGGGUCGGGACAAGGAGAUCACUUGGAGAAGACGUCAGUACAGAGAAUUCACCGCUGCGAGGCCUGGAGAACUGCCUGAAGGACAUUCCUGUGCCUAGCCGUAGUCAGUCCAAUACCCCAGGCAGCCGCUCCUCUCUGAGCAGCUCACCGGCUCCACGGGGCAGACUGGAGACCGCGGGGUGGCCAGUGAAAACAGAAGCAGGGGCCGUCUCCGAGGUCACGCCACCCCUCCAAGGCCUGGAGAACUGUCUGAAGGACAUACCCGUGACCAGGCCCAGAGGCUCCAGUGCAACAACUAGUUACUCCUGCACCGGCAAAGUCCCGGGAGAGGUGGAGCAGAGGAGACCGGUGCCGAGGCCCUGGAGAGCAUGCGCGGCAGGUGCCCAUGACACGUCCCAGCCGGCCCUGAUGCUGGGGGUUUGUAUGGUUAAACCAGCAGCAAGUGCGGAGAGCUCCACCCUCUACGGACUGAUGAACUGCUUGAAGGAAAUACCCGCCGGCCGGCCGCGCUAUGCCAGCAUCCCGUCUAGCUACUCCUCCAGCAGCAGUGCCGACGGGGAGAGGGACCCGUGGGGCGCUGGGCCAGGGACGUGGAGGUGGGGCACUGAAGAACUGAGCCCCGAGAACUCCCCUCUCCGAGGCCUGGAGAAGUGCCUGCAGGAGAUCUCGGUGCCCAGGCCCCAGACCCCCAGCGCCCCAGCCCCAGCCGCUGUGGUGGGCAGCCGGCAAGGAGACACAGCGCAGAGGAGGCCAGAGACGGGGCAUUGGGACUGGCACGGUGCAGCUACAGUCAGCGCCCGUGUCCAGGGCCCAGGGCGCUGUCUGAAGGCUCUACCUGGAACCAGACCCAGCCACGCCAGCCGCUCGUCUCCCCACAGCACAGCGGGAUGCAGCAGCCCAGAGGCUGGGAUUUCGAGAUUUCAGGCUGAAGAUAAAAGGCAAGCGGAAAACCUCCCAGGCCUGGAGGAUUAUUUGGAGGAAGUAGCUGCGCCCAGAUCCCGUCCUGCCCAGUCCCCUCCCAGCAGCGCUCGGGGAGAGGCAGAGCGGCAGGAAUGGGAUGUGCACACGAGGAGUUCCGGUAGCAGAGAAGUGGCGGCGGGGAGCUCGCCCCGCCCCAGGCUGAACUGUGUGAAAGAGAUCACUGCCGACAGAGCAACGCCUUCCUCGCCGCCUGCCCGCGCUGUGCAGGGAGACGUGACGCAGCACAGAGCAGAGAACACGGGGAGGAAGCUGUCCGGGGAAGACAGUACGGCCGAGACUGCCCAUCUCCCAGGCCUGGAGACUUGCUGGAGCGCAGUGCCUGUGAGCCAAUGUACCUGUGCCAGCACCCCCCUCGGCAUGUCCUCCAGCAGCAGGCCCCGCAGGGCCGGGGGGGAGAGGGGUCCACAGCCAGGGCUUUGCAGGCUGCACGGAGAAGGGCCUGGGACCCCCACUCACAGACCAGGCCCCCGUUGUGCCAGGCGCUGGACAGACACAGAGCAAAGAGGGUCCCUGCCCAGAGCCGAAGUGAUGCCAGCUGACGCCCCUCGCUCUGGCCCCGCGACCUGCCCACAGGGAACCCAUGGAAACGGGCCCGGUCGUUCCAACACGCCGAGCGGUACCUCACCUGCCCACAAUGCGCUGGGCCACAGGCGUCCUAGGAGACCCAGGACAGGGAUUAAGAGACCAUACACGGAAGCCAGGACAGACGCUGCCCGACCCCCGAGCACCGGCUCCUGCACUUCUAGUGAAGACGGUGGACAAAAGGCGGAUGCUGCGUGGGAGGAAUGUCCCAAGAGACCAUGCCCCAGCGCAGCGCCGUCUCCCUGGGAGUGCUGCGGCUGGGAGAGUGGGACGCCCCGGGACCUCAGGGUGGAGAGGAGCGCGAUCGAGGCCGUCCUCUCGGAGAAGAUGGACCGGGUCUCCCAGGAUUUCGCGGCCACGUGCAGGGACGUGUCGAGCAUGCAGAGCCGCGUGGCCCAGCUGGAGCGGGACUCGAGGGGCUGGGCUCUCGAGCUGGCAGUCCUCCAGAAAGGCAACAAGCGCCUGAGCGAGACCGUGCGGCGGCUGGAGAGCCGCUGCCACGUGCUGGAGAACCGCGCCCGCCGCAACUGCCUGCGGCUGGCGGGCCUGCCGGAGGGGGCGGAAGGGGGAGACCCCGUCGCCUUCCUGCAGAGGACCCUGCCCACGGUGCUCAGCCUGCCGGCGGACUGGCCGCCCCUGGAGAUCGAGAGCGCGCGCCGCGUGCACGGGGGGGCGCGCUGGGACCCUGCCACCCGGCCCCGGGCGCUGGUCUUCCGCCUGCUGCGCUUCUCCGACAAGCUGGCCAUCAUGCGAGCGGUCAGGAAACGCGCGGAGCCCCUGACCUGCGGCGGCGCCAGGGUCGCCCUCUUCCCGGACGUCUGCCCCAAGCUGCGCCGGAGGAGGGGGGCGCGGUACGCGGCUGUCAGGAGGCUGUGGCGGGUGGCGGAGCUCCGCUUGGGCGCUCCGCCCUCCACUUGUUACAAUACAAGGGCUCACCCCCCUUUGAGUCACAGGGUCCGUCUCCACUCUGCCCCGGAGACCACAGUGCCCCCUGGGUCCGGCCUGGAGCUCUCCGGAUUCCCUGACUCUUUUAACCAGCCCCCGACCCCGGGUGAGUCGCGCACGCUGCUACGUCUCGGCAGCAGCUUCCCAGGGAAGAGCCUUCAGGUGCCCGGCCUGUGCAUGCAGGGGCAGAAACCUCCCUGGUGCAUCUUACUCACAGGGCUGUUGUCAGACCCCUGGCGGCAGGGCGGUUGCAGCCGAGGCCUGGUGGUGGUUUGCUGCCCAGAGCACCGCGCCUCGGUGAAACACGGGAGCACCGCGGGUCCGUGCCAGCAAGAGCACGGCCCCAAUCGCACCCAGCAGCAGCCGCGGGCGCCCCAGCCCCUGUCAAGCGGAAGUAAACCCGUUUCACGCUCCUCUCCCCCUCCGGGGCACGUGAAGAACUGUCCCGGGUCCGUGGGGAUCAGCGGCUGGCGCAGCUCUGAGACCCUGGCUCCGAGGGCAGAGAACGAGGCCUGGGUUGCUCCAGUAGUUGAGUUCUUGGACCGCCUCCCUCACCGUAACCGACUGAACGAGUGCCGGGUCCUGGCAGAGCCCCGGGUCUGA